Dermatophagoides farinae (American house dust mite) is the source of this 1603-nucleotide messenger RNA. RefSeq names its product SHC binding and spindle associated nessun dorma (gene nesd). NCBI's taxonomy places the organism in Eukaryota, Metazoa, Arthropoda, Arachnida, Sarcoptiformes, Pyroglyphidae. Gene Ontology annotation, biological process: spermatogenesis; male meiosis cytokinesis. The record is from RefSeq and is a predicted model, not a curated record.
AAUACCGUGUAUUACAGAGUUGUUGCAUUUUUCGCGCCUCAAUUUUUUCUUCCAACGGUCGAUCAUUUGUUUGGCAUCAAAAAUUUAAACUAACUAAUCAUGUCCUCAAUGCCUAUCGAUUCGGGUUGUGAUACGGAUAGUUUGGAAGAAGAAAAGCCAAAAUAUGAAACCUAUAAUUUCAAAUUUCUCCGUGCUGAUCUUGAAAAAAUCUAUGAAGAAAUUCUCCAAGAUGUUCCCAUUGAUUCCGUAUUUGAUUCAUUCUCAAAUUAUAUAACCAAUAAUAUAGAGCCAGUUGGAUGGAAAGCAAUCUGGAUCCCAUGGUCGGAUAAUUUUCGUCAUUCAAGCCGUUUUUUAGUUGAAGUCACAAAUGUUUUGGAAUCAAUGGAAGCUUCCGUUUUGAUUAUGAAACGAGUGUCGAACAAUAACAACAAUAAUGAAGAUGAUGAUGACGCAUUGGUGAAUGAGCUGAAUGAACUUGGUGAAAGAAAAGUACCCUUAAUCGAAUUAUUUGUCAUAUCUGACGAUGAUGAAGAUAAAUUAUUCUAUAAAACAGCUUUCAUUAUCGAGGUGAUUCGUUUCUUUUAUCUUAAUCUUUGGCGCCCAUGGGAUGAUGUUGAUGAUCAAUAUCAUGAUGAAAUAUUCUUAACUCAUAGAUUUAUUCCUCGUUUGAAUUUAGUUUUCGAUAUCAAAAAUAAUGUUAUUGAUAAAAAUAUCAUUUCUCGUUUUGAAAGUAUUAUUUCCGAAGCACAAUCGAUUAAGAAAUCAAUGGAUAAAUUGAAUUUGAUUUGCAAAAAAGAGCAAGAACUUCAACAGGAUGAAGAUUACUUCAAUGAUAUAAAUUCAGUAGAAUAUUGGAGAUUGACAAUAAAAUUGGAAAAAUAUCAACGUGCCAUGCGGUUUAUUGAAAAUCCUGAAUUACGCAACCUUUACGAAGAAUUUGUUUCUGAAGAAUUUGAUGAUCUCGAUAACGAAAGAGUUUUACAUCUUGUUUCAAACUCUGAUUUUGAAUCGUUGUCAAAAGCAGUUGCAAAAUUGGGCUUUUCUCUCACGGAAGAAAAAACAAAAACAAAAGUUAAAUUACAUGAUUCGUUUCCAAAAGCAUUGAGCCGUUCUAAAUCAGGUGAUAGCAUUUAUUUAUGUGCCGGAAAUCAUGUACAGAAAUUAUCUUGGAUUGAAAAAAAUCUAGAAAUCUAUGGUAUCGAACCAGAUGUGAAAAUUUGUUCAAGUCAUGAUUGUGGAGAUUUAUUCAUAUUUGUUAAUGUUCCUGGAACAUUGAAAAUAUCUAAUGUUACUAUCAAAGCCGUACAUCCGAUUGAUCAAUUGAUUUGUUUAAAAUCGGGACAUUUAAUACUCGAGGAUUGUGUUCUUGAUUUCAAUCAAUCGGUAAUGAAAAAAGAACCGAUACGAAAGUUGGAUGAUGCUCAAUUGACUCUGAUCAAUACGAAAAUCAUUGGUCAAUAAUAUAUGAUAAUGUUUUUCAUUUUUAUUAUAUGGCUUUUAUUUCCCUUUCAAAAAAUCUCAUUAUUUACAAAUAUUGCUUAAGUUUUCUCAUAAUGGCACAUUGUAACCGAAAAAAAUAAAAAUAAAAUUGUCUUAAAAAUAA